Molecule: messenger RNA, 1158 nt
Organism: Phanerochaete carnosa HHB-10118-sp
Lineage: Eukaryota; Fungi; Basidiomycota; Agaricomycetes; Polyporales; Phanerochaetaceae
Exons: 5
Coding region: 21-770 (249 amino acids)
Biological process (GO): C-terminal protein methylation
Cellular component (GO): membrane
Molecular function (GO): protein C-terminal S-isoprenylcysteine carboxyl O-methyltransferase activity
Source: RefSeq, a predicted model, not a curated record
GCUUAUCACUCUGCACAGCGAUGAUCUGGUUUCCUGGCCCUCAUGGAGCGAGCAACAACUUGCUGAAGAUACCAUUACUGCUCCUCUCGACGACUCUCGUCGUGCGCGCCCAGACACCGCCCAAGGUGCCGCCCCCUACUGCGGAAGAGCGUGAGAAGUACGAGGGCAGCGACCGCAAGGAGUGGAUCGGGGGGAAACCUGUGCUCGCUCUCAAGACGCUCUACUGCGUCAACCUCCUGUGCGAGUCCGCCGUCAUCCUCUCGGAGCACUCCCCGUCGACGCUGCUCGCACAGCUCGCGCCGUAUGUCGUCCGCGACUCGCACCAACACUCACACGACAUACGCAUCACGCCGACGUGGCUCGCAGGGUGCCUGCUCCUGGGCGCUGGCGCCGCACUACGCCUCCUCUGCUACCGCACGCUUGGCAAGUUCUUCACGUGGAGGCUCGCCAUCAGGCGGGACCAUGAGCUCGUCACGAGCGGGCCGUACGCGUUCGUCCGGCACCCGGGCUACCUCGGGAACAUAAUGAUCGCCGCCGGUGCGAUCCUGGUCCACGUCAGCCCGGGUGGCUGGUUCCACGAGUGUGUCGGGUGGGACUCGCUGUGGAGCAAGGUGUUCACCGUCGUGUGGUCCACGUGGUCGCUGUACAUUCCGGCGAUGCUAGUAGGGCGGGUGGGGAAGGAAGACGAGGUGCUGAGGAAAGAGUUUGGGGAGCAGUGGGACCGAUGGGCGAAGAGGACACCGUAUAGGAUCUUUCCGUACAUCUAUUAGCAACUUGAAGAGAGAGUGACGUGUUUUGAUCGCACCAAAGUCUGAGUCGAGCCGCUCACUAAGCAGCUUAAUUUGAGGUGCAAUGUACUAUAGCAAGGCUGCUAUUACUAUCGCAGCACCUCGUCAGCAGCUGAGCAAUUGUUCCAAGUGACAGUUGAAACGAACGAUGUUACUCACGUUCUGGCUGGCAGGAGUGCUGGACGCGCACGAGCAUGCGCGGAACCGCACGUAAAUGCGCAAAGGCAUACGAUCGAACACGAUGGCAUGCCGGCGUGCGAGUUCGUGAACGUUUUUGUGCUUUAUGUACUUCACGUUUCGUCGCUGCCGCAAGUACGCGCGCGCAGCCUUCGUCGUCGCCGCAUGGUCAAUAAACCCAAGAUAAGUUUUG